This is a messenger RNA of Ilex paraguariensis (yerba mate), 309 nucleotides long. The record is from the annotation of a GenBank genome assembly. NCBI's taxonomy places the organism in Eukaryota, Viridiplantae, Streptophyta, Magnoliopsida, Aquifoliales, Aquifoliaceae.
AUGUCUUCGCAGGAUGUCACCAGUCUGACUAAUUUUUUCCAGAACACUUGUGGGUUAGCACCGGAAGAAAAGCAACUUUCUGUUAGUGGAAAAAAUUGGGGAGAAGUGGAUUUAAAUGGCAAUAUGCUUAGUUUUCUUGUUGAUUCAAGACAAGCAUUUGAAGUAUCUUUAGCAGAUGUCUCCCAAACACAACUUCAGGGGAAAAAUGAUGUCAUGUUGGAGUUCCAUGUGGAUGAUACAACUGGGGCCAACGAGAUUCAAUUCUUGUUUUUCCAUCAUGAUUACAAAAAGAUUCACUUAUGGAGAUAA